Trichoderma harzianum CBS 226.95 is the source of this 546-nucleotide messenger RNA. RefSeq lists its product as hypothetical. Gene Ontology annotation, biological process: mitochondrial respiratory chain complex I assembly. Gene Ontology annotation, cellular component: mitochondrial inner membrane. The transcript is spliced from 3 exons. Bases 1 to 546 code for a protein of 181 amino acids. NCBI's taxonomy places the organism in Eukaryota, Fungi, Ascomycota, Sordariomycetes, Hypocreales, Hypocreaceae. The record is from RefSeq and is a predicted model, not a curated record.
AUGGCCUCCGAGCCGCCCGCGCAAGCCUUGUCAAAAAACCGAGACCGAGACGCGAUUCCCGACAAUUCACACCGGACCAGCUUCAGCGAGCUCGACGUGCUCGGCAGCGUGCCGGUGCCGUCAACCUCGGUGGACGUGUGCAUGCACGACGGGUUCGGGCUCAACAGCGGCAUCACGAUAGCGGGAGGGGACGGGGCUUUGCUUGUGAAUGGCGAGGCGUUUGCGUGGCGGCCGUGGGAGGUGAGCGGGAAGAUGAAACUUGUCAAUGAGAAGGGGCAGUUUGAGGUGCCGGCGGAGGCAUUUGGGUUGUUUGACGUGCUCUGGCCAAGACCUGAUCUGUUGGUUAUUGGAGUGGGCAAGACCAACAUGCCGCUGAGUCCACGGACAAGGCAGCAUCUUACGCAGCUGGGGAUGAGGGUAGAGAUGCUUGACACGAGGAAUGCGGCGGCGCAGUUCAACUUGCUGGCGACGGAGCGAGGAGUGUCGGAUGUGGCGGCGGCUUUGAUACCCAUUGGCUGGGAGGAAGGAUCUGGCGUUGUUUCAUGA